CGAGUUGCCGGACUUUUUUAUUGUUUUGUAAACAAAGUGGCCGGAAAACGACGUUCGACUAUUUGACCCCAAAACCCAGCGCCAUGUCCGGUUCCGAAGACGACGAUUGGUUUAAUCAGGAUGAGGACGAGCUUGUCCAGGGUUUGGAGCACAAGGUGAAGCAGCAGGAGUUGAAGGAGAAUGAGGAGCACAUAGAAUAUCAUGCGCCCGAAGGUGGAAUGUCAUGCGCUUUUAACUUUGCACUUAUUGGCGCUAAUGCACUUUGUCCAUUUUCAGUGGGGGACUACCUGCAACAGCUGAACCUGGAGGCCAGUGCUACGGAUGGGGGCAGCAAAGUCGCCGCCGAUCGCUUCGCCCUGACCGACUUCACUAAGGGCCUGAAGAUGUCGCCCAUCGAUAUGUUCCUCUACUUCUUCUCCGAAGAUCGAGACUUGUUUGUCAAUCAACUGGCGGCCAAUGAUAGCUUGAAACGUGUCUCCCUCUUUGUGGAGGUUUUGAAGUCGCUUUGUCAACUGGAAUUGUGCGGCUUUGAUGACGUGCUCCUAUCCUGUUUCGCCCGGCAGUCGGUGCUACUGGAGAAGGUCAAGCGCCUGUUGCUGACCCUCCUGGCAAAGGCUUCUGGUGGGAAAUGCGAUGCGGAAUCGGAACAGAUGUUGUUGGGGAACAUGAAGUGGCUACUCUUGAGAGCCCAUAGGCAAGGAGUUCUUGGCCACGGAGGUUACGAGCUGGUGGAGCUCUACAAGCAGCUGGCACCUCUCUCGAAAAGCGAAGCGUUUGGUGGCCUUGAACCCUUUGACGGCACUCAAUCCGCAAAAGGAGUGAAGGGUGAGAUCUACCCAACGCUGGACCAGUGCCUGGGGAAAGAAGUAACCAAAGAAAAUCCUCCUGUGUCCAACAAUGUGGAGGAAUAUGUAAGAAAGCAGCGGCAGUUACUGCGCCAAGACUUUCAAGCUCCCUUACUGGAGUUUGUGCAGCGGCUUCGAUCUGGAGAUGAUAUAAAGGCGUUGGAGUGUCAAGGUCUUCUGUGGCCCGGAACGACCUUAGUCUUAAAUCCCGAGUUUGCAGAGUCACAGCGCCACAGCCUGGUCUUUAUGAAACUGGAAUCUCCUGAGGACAACAAGAAAAUAUUGAUAAACUACAUAAAAAAUAUCAAAUCUGGCGCCCUGCUUUGCCUUACGACGAGCCUGGACUUUGGGGAUCUCAUCCUGGUCAGCGUGGGCUACACAGACACACAUAGACUCCAAAAAGGAUGUCUAAGUGUCGAGAUUGUCAGGCAGCACAACAUAGGCAAAAUCUAUGAUCGACCCCUGAUUAUGUUCCAGACGCCAGUGUUUUUUGAGCCGUACUUAAGGGUCCACAAUUACCUGAGCACCUGCAGCACAGAGCAAUUCGCAAUGCGUCGUUAUAUUGUCGAGGGAGAGACGGAGAUACAACCGCCGGCCUACAUUAAGCCUGGAACUAAGCUUUCCUUUAAUGCGAAACCCUUUACCCUUAAAAGCUUGCCCAAGGAUCUGCCCUUCAAUGACAGACAGCAGACAGCAUUUACUGAUGCCCUGCAGAGGGAGUUCUGUAUUAUACAAGGACCUCCAGGCACGGGCAAGACGCACCUUUCUGUCGAGCUGGUCAAUUGUCUGAUACAGAACGCAAAGGCCUUGGGCACCGGCCCCAUCAUUGUACUCACCUACACCAACGACUCGCUGGACAAAUUCUUGGUUAAGAUAUCGCGAUACACCAAGGAGGUCCUGCGCUUUGGCAGUCAGUCGAGGGAUCCGCAAAUAGCCAAGUUUAACGUUCGUUCCAUGGUCAACCCGGAGUUGGUGCCACCACGCCUCAAGCGAAUUUGGUGGGUAGUGAAUUGCGAGUACAAGGAUAAGUUCCAGCGGCUGCAGGAUCUGUACACCAACUUCGAUGGCAGCGAAGAGAGCUACCAGGAGACACUGGUGGCUCAGCACGAGCUGCAACAGGUGGCCGAGCGGAUCGAGACAUUGCGCACUGUGUUCCAAUACUAUUUGGCCAGGAAUAAGGAUUUGCUGGUCAUGACCACCACGUGCGCUGCUCGCCUUAACUUCUUAUUCCGACUGCUGCAGGCCAAGUGCGUGGUCUUUGAAGAGGCGGCUGAAAUCCAGGAGGCUCAUAUCCUGGCCUGCCUCACGCCGCACACGGAGCACGUGAUCCUAGUCGGCGAUCACAAGCAGCUGCAACCCUUCAGCGGCAGCAAUCAGGUGCCUCAGGUCUCCCUCUUCGAGCGCCUCAUUGUGGGCGGGUUGCCCUUUACUCUGCUCAAUACGCAGUACCGGAUGCGGCCGUGCAUCGCUGAGCUUCUGGUGCCGAGCAUUUAUGACACUCUUCUCAGCUCGGACUCUGUAAAAGCCUACGAAGAUGUCCGUCACAUGGAGCAGAACUUCUUCUUUGUACAACACAGCCAACCGGAGAAGCAAUCAACAGACAUGUCCUUUGAAAACCUGUACGAAGCUGAGCAGAUGGCCAAGCUGGCGGUGUUUCUUGUGGAAAAGUCCAGAUACCAGCUCAGCGAUAUUGUGAUUCUAACACCUUACAAUGCACAAGUGGAGUGCAUUAUGAAGAAGCUUCCCAAAAAAUAUCGCACGAGUGUCCAAGUAGCCAGCGUUGACAGUUUUCAGGGUCUGGAGGCCAAUAUUGUGCUGCUCUCUCUGGUGCGCAGCAAUUCAUCCGGUCAAAUCGGGUUCCUGCGCCAACCCAAUCGCGUGUGUGUGGCUCUUUCCCGAGCUCGCUGGGGUCUAUAUAUCAUUGGAAAUCUGGAGAUGCUGCAGCAAAGCGGCCAAAAGCUUUGGAAAACAAUUGCCAAUCAUUUGGAGGAGAAUGCGGCAAUUGGCGAUGCCUUUCCCACAGCAUCCAGUGUCUAAGUUGCAAAGAAAAAAAAUAUAAAACGUUUGUACAUUUGA
Molecule: messenger RNA, 2921 nt
Organism: Drosophila kikkawai
Lineage: Eukaryota; Metazoa; Arthropoda; Insecta; Diptera; Drosophilidae
Product: NFX1-type zinc finger-containing protein 1
Biological process (GO): regulatory ncRNA-mediated heterochromatin formation
Cellular component (GO): nuclear RNA-directed RNA polymerase complex
Molecular function (GO): helicase activity
Source: RefSeq, a predicted model, not a curated record